Parasteatoda tepidariorum (common house spider) is the source of this 2093-nucleotide messenger RNA. It is a transcript of the gene l(2)34Fd, whose product is annotated as nucleolar protein 10 lethal (2) 34Fd. The record is from RefSeq and is a predicted model, not a curated record. NCBI's taxonomy places the organism in Eukaryota, Metazoa, Arthropoda, Arachnida, Araneae, Theridiidae. Gene Ontology annotation, molecular function: protein binding. Gene Ontology annotation, biological process: maturation of SSU-rRNA from tricistronic rRNA transcript (SSU-rRNA, 5.8S rRNA, LSU-rRNA). Gene Ontology annotation, cellular component: 90S preribosome; nucleus; small-subunit processome.
UUAGCACUCCACUCUUGAAUUAACUUGUUUAUUUACAUUUUGAAGUGAAAAAAAUCAUCGAGGUGAAUAUUCCUGUUGCUACACGAUGCAGGUUACAAGUUCUAAUAAUAUUAAAAUCUAUAAUUUAAGUUCUGGGAAAUCCCUUCCAGACUGGAUAUCAGAAAGAAAAAGACGUCUUCUACAAAAGAAAGACGUUGAUAUAAGGCGUCGUAUAGAACUAAUUCAAGAUUUCGAAAUGCCGGGAGUUAGUACUGGCAUAAAAAUCUCUCGUGAUGGCAAGUUUAUAAUUGCUGCAGGUUUAUACAAACCUAGAAUACGAUGCUAUGAUGUAAACAAUUUGUCUAUGAAGUUUGAGCGUUGUUUUGACGCUGAAGCUGUGCAGUUUGAAUUACUGUCUGAUGAUUAUUCCAAGAUAGCCUUACUACUUUGUGACCGAACUAUUGAGUUUCAUGCUCAAUAUGGGGGCUAUUACAAAACCAGGAUUCCAAAGUUUGGUCGUGAUAUGGCAUACCAUGAUGAAUCAUGUGACUUACUUGUUGUUGGAGCAAGCUCUGAAAUAUAUCGUCUUAAUCUAGAGCAAGGAAGGUACUUAAAUUCUUAUCAAACUGAUGCCAGUUCCAUAAACAAGAUUGCAGUUCACUCAGGUUUGGAUAUGAUAGUCUGUGGUACAGUAGAGGGGAAAAUUGAAGCUUGGGAUCCUCGUAUGCGUCAAAGAAUCUCAAUAUUGGAUUGUGCUAUGUCUUGCAUGGCUGAAAACACCAUAGUUGAUGGUUUUCCGUCUGUGACUUCAUUAUCAUUCAAACAUGGAUUGACUCUUGCGGUAGGGACAUAUACUGGUCAAACUUUGCUUUAUGAUAUUAGGACAAAUAAACCAUUCAUUGUGAAAGAUAAUUUAUAUGGACUUCCUAUCAAAAACAUUGAAUUUAUCAAGAAUGAAGAUCUUGUUGCAUCUCUAGACUCAAAAUGUGUCAAGUUUUGGAAACAAAAUACGGGUAAAAAUUACACAACUAUUCAAACACCUGUGCAUCUGAAUGACUUGUGUAUUGUUCCAAAUUCAGGUCUAUUGUUUCUUGCUAAUGAAGAGAAGAAAAUUCUAAGUUAUUUUAUACCAAAUAUUGGCCCAGCUCCUAAGUGGUGUUGUUUCUUGGAUAACAUAACUGAAGAAUUGGAAGAAUCCAAGCAAGAUACUGUUUAUGAUGAUUAUAAAUUUGUCACUAAAAAAGAGUUGGAAGAACUUCAUUUAGAUCAUUUGCAAGGAACAAAUUUGCUUCGUGCAUAUAUGCAUGGGUAUUUUAUGGACAUCAGAUUGUAUAAUAAAGCAAGAUCUAUUGUCCAACCAGAAGCUUAUAAAGAUGUAAAGAAGAAGAUGGUUAGAAAUAAAAUUGAAAGUGAACGAAGGAAUCAAGUCAUUGUCAAGCAACUUCCUAAUGUCAAUAGAGAAUAUGCCCAAAGACUUCUAGAAAUGAAAGCCAGUGAUAAGAAGGGUGUGACACCAUUGGAUGAUGAUCGUUUUAAAGCUAUGUUUGAAAAUCCUGAUUAUGAAAUCAAAGAAACCGAUGAGGAAUAUAAUCGCAUGAAAGCAGUCAUAGAGAGAGCAGCCAAGAAGAAGAAAGGUUUUACUGUGUUUGCCAAUAUGGAUCAAAUGGAAGCUCUAAAGGAUGAAGAUAAAAAGAAGGAAGAUUAUACCUCUUCAGAAGAAGAAGAAUCUGAAGAAGAGGAUGAGCCUGAAGAAGAUUUGGAGGAUGAAUCUGAAGAAGAAUCUGAAGCUAAACAGAAACCGUCUUUCAAGGCUGUUGAUUCAGAUAGGUUUAGCUUACUAAACAAGGAUAAUGAAGAAGAAGAUAAAAUGGUACCUAUUGAAGAAAGGUUGAGAAAUUUUACUUCAUCAGCAAAAGCAACCGAAUCUAAAGGUGGCAACAAAGAGUUAACCUUUACGCUAAAAAAGCAUUCUGAGAAACAGAGUAAAAGGGAAGAAGAAAGAAAAACUCAUCUGAAAGAGCGUGCACAAUUUCGCAGGCCAGCGAAAUACAGACGGAAAUAAUCCGCUUAAAAAUCAUUUUAAUGUAAUUGUAAAUAAAAGUUUUUAUUUAUGA